AUGUGUAUACUUGACGCUUUCUUUUUGCCUCACCAGACCGAGCAAGACCUACGGACUCGGCCAAAUCCUGAAAUUGCCGAACGCUCGGGAAAGAAUUUCAACGCUCCGACCGCAUCCGGACGAAUUCCUUUUUUGCUCAAAUUGAACAGCCCCAGAAAAAAAAAAAGGAAUUUAUCAGAUGGCGUGCUCUUACGGAAGAGGAAGAGCAACAAGGUCGGGAGUCCCAAAGAAGGAAAUUUGUUGCCUGUCAAAGAUGCCACUCGCAUAAAAUCAAAUGUUCCGGAGACCAGCCGUGUAGCAAAUGCCGCACGCUAUUUGGAUCAGAUCCUCGCAGAGAAUCAGCGGCUUAAGGAACGGUCGAUCACCUCGGCUCAAGUCGCCGAGACCAACGACCCCUCGCAAAGAGGCCCUUCCAAGACAGCAGAUGUCCCUGAUGGAACAGGCAUUCAGAAUCCAUUGAUUGGAGAUCGAGCCUGGUUUCACCGGUAUGAUCCCUCUUCGCCGCCCAUCUACAUCGGCGAGGCAGCAUGUUCAGCAUUCGCGACACGGUUUCGGCUUUUCUUGUCGGGGAAUAGUGGAAUGCCACAUAUUCCGCGAACACAGUAUGAGCGCGAAGAGACAAUCGCCGCAGCGAACGAAGCCGAUAUCCAGUGGCCGAGUCUUCACCAUGCUCGGUUGUUAGUCCGGAUAGCAAUCCACCAGAUCGGACAUCUGUACCACCUCAUGAUGCGCAAGUCGACGUUAGAUAAACUGGAAGAGAUCUACCAGACACAAGACUUUGACUGCGCGGCUAACAAGUGUAAAUUCUUCGCCUUGUUCGCCUUUGGCCAGGCGUAUUCAAUCAGAUCUGAGCCCAAUUCUGGCUCCAGGGUACCAGGCACAUCGUAUUUUGCUCGGUCAAUGGGAUUGGUCCAGAUCCUGCCAGAGAGAACCAGUGUUACACACCUGGAAACCCUGCUACUGUUGUCUCUUUUCUCAUACUAUCUCAACCGGCGUCAUUCAGCAUACAUCCUGAUUGGAAACGCCAUGCGGAUGGGUUUGACCAUCGGCUUGAAUCAUAAUAUCCCGGAAUCACAGCUCAUCGACCCAGUGGAGCGCCAACACCGCAUCCAAAUAUGGUGGACGAUCUACAUCUUCGACCGGAUAUAUCCACGUCGACAUGCCUUCAACCAUCUCCCCCGCUGGCGCCACGAGGAAGAACUCUCCGACUCAGAAUACAUGACCGCCAACAUCAAGCUGGCACGCAUAGUGGGCGAGACAAUCACCCGACUGUACAGCCGGCGAAAGUACCAAGAAACCUUCCUCCAACGCGUUCAGAAACUCCUCAAAGCCCUGAAACACUGGGUAGAAACACUCCCCGAAUCCCUCAGACUCAACAUGGAAGACCUAGAAUCGAGCAAGAAACCCAUCGCCUCCCUCCACAUAGCCUUCAACCAAUGCGUGAUCCUAACGACGCGCCCAACGCUACUUCACCUCUUGAUGACACUAAGCAAAAAAAGAAAACCUCACCCGAACACCGGCAAUCAUACCAGUGGAGCCGAGACCGAAAGCGAUAGCGAAGAUGUAUCCGUUUCCCAACCAGUCCUUACUCUAAGCGAAGCAUGUAUCCAUGCAGCGCGACACUCCCACUCCAUGAUCCUGACACGGUGGAUCAACGGGUCCAUGCCAACCUUCGGCUAUUUCCACGCCCACUACCUCUUCUCCUCGGCAUUGAUCUUGGCAAUGUCCAGCUUUGUUCCAAUCGGCAGCCCGACUGAUAUGACCGCGUUCGACUCCGCGCUAGAUCUGCUACGCUCCAUGGCCGAGAAUGGGAAUUUGGCGGCGGCGGAAUUCUAUCGGAACCUGGAGCAGGUGAAGGUUUGUUUAGCUGCAUAUCAGGGAGGAAGGCGGGAUGACGGAAAUGCUGAUAUGGCUGCUGGUGGAGGAGUCGCUCCUAAUACCAACGCUAAUGCUAGUGGUAAUGCUGCUCCUUCUAGCACUGGUGCGGUGGCUUUGUCUGGGCCUUCGUCGGAUUUAGCAACAGCUACUACUCCUUUUUUGAACGCCUUGCCACUGAACCCAUCCACAUCGGCAACUAUACCUCCAGCAUCUUUGAUGCCCACAACACAUAGUAUCAUUUCUUCUGCCCCCACCACACAACCUGUCCAUAGCCAUGGAUUCGAUGCAUAUGCCUAUCCCUUGAGGGAUGCCGUCAGCGGGUACACGACCGAAAUGGCGUUUCUAGAGCCGACCAUGCAAGAUUUUCUGGCCCAGUCAGAUAUCGACCUCGGGCUGUUGCAUCCUGUUGAUACGUUCUUUAACGAGGCGGAGAAUCUGUAUACAUGCCACGAGUUUUGA
Molecule: messenger RNA, 2337 nt
Organism: Penicillium psychrosexuale
Lineage: Eukaryota; Fungi; Ascomycota; Eurotiomycetes; Eurotiales; Aspergillaceae
Product: transcription factor domain-containing protein
Exons: 8
Coding region: 1-2337 (778 amino acids)
Biological process (GO): DNA-templated transcription; positive regulation of transcription by RNA polymerase II
Cellular component (GO): nucleus
Molecular function (GO): zinc ion binding; sequence-specific DNA binding
Source: RefSeq, a predicted model, not a curated record